Messenger RNA from Tetranychus urticae (two-spotted spider mite), 799 nucleotides. It is a transcript of the gene Sod1, whose product is annotated as Superoxide dismutase 1. Lineage: Eukaryota; Metazoa; Arthropoda; Arachnida; Trombidiformes; Tetranychidae. The record is from RefSeq and is a predicted model, not a curated record. Gene Ontology annotation, biological process: superoxide metabolic process. Gene Ontology annotation, molecular function: copper ion binding.
CAGCAAAUCCAAGCUCUUUCUACUACUUAUUCUUACUUUCGCGUCAACUUAACUCACAAUUGUCAGUUAUAACAGUUAGUUGUUUAAAUUUAUUCAUUGUUCAAUUCUACUCCCAUUUAAAUAAUUCAAAAUGGUAAAAGCUGUCUGUGUUCUUAAAGGAGAUGCUGCUGUCACCGGCGUUGUUCAUUUAGAACAAGAGGGUGAUGGUCCAACCAAAAUUAAAGGCGAAAUCACCGGAUUAAAACCAGGUCAACAUGGAUUCCACAUUCAUGAAUUUGGUGAUAACACUAACGGUUGUAUUUCUGCCGGAGCCCAUUUCAAUCCACAUAAAAAAGAACACGGUGCUCCUACGGAUACUAUCCGCCAUAUUGGUGAUUUAGGUAAUGUUGAAGCUGAUGCUUCAGGCAAAGCUGCCUUUGAUCUGUCAGAUUCAUUGGUUAGUCUUACUGGUCCAUUAUCAGUUAUUGGUCGUUCUAUUGUUGUUCAUGUUGAUCAAGAUGAUCUUGGACGUGGUGGACACGAGUUGAGUAAAACCACAGGUAAUGCUGGUGGUCGAUUGGCUUGUGGUGUUAUUGGUCUCUCUAAUUAGAAGGCUAUAUCUUCGUCAGCAGAUUAUUCCAAUUCUCUGAUUCCAACUCAUUUUCAGAUUUGAAUAGAUAUUAAAGCAAGUUUCCAACUAAAAGUUGAUUUGAGCAUCCUUUAUCCAAUUGAUAAUAACCUUUCAUGUAACCUUUGAAUAUUGUUGCAAAUUCAUUAGAAAUUAGAUUCAUUAAAUAAUAAUUUACUGACAUAUCUUAAA